UCCGUUUGACACUCGGAGGAAAACUUGACUCAGAAACACCAUGACGAGAGUCUGGAUGAGGAUGAUGAUGAAGAUGGUGCUUUUCAGUAGCAUGUUCAUGUCUGCUCUGACUUUUGACAUGCAGCUUGUAAAAGUGCACCCUAAACAAGCCAUCUCCGGGGUAUCAGAAGCUUCCAUUGGGAAUCAGUAUGCUUUAAACGCAUCUUCAGCCAGAGAUCUUUGUGAGCAACUCGGAUUGACGAUUGCAAACAAAGCACAGCUAGCAGAGGCUCAGAAACACGGCCUGGAGACGUGCAGGUUCGGGUGGAUCGAUGAGCAGAUCGCUGUUGUUCCUCGAGUCCAUGCUAACCCCAACUGCGGCAUUGGCAGGACUGGGGUUGUGGUGUGGCGUGCAAUUCCCAGCAAACGAUUUGAUGUCUUUUGCUUUAAUGUAACAGAUUUCGAGACACAGGCUUCCAUAAAGGCGCACCGAAUGACAACCAGAAAGCCAAUGACGACACGUUCAUCUGUAGCUCCUACUGCUGGAAUUCAUCUAAGGGGAAGCCCAUUUCCUACAAUCCCUUCCCAUUGGUCCAGUGUUCCUCCUUCAGCUUCUGCAGGUCCCUCUGUGGUCCACAGGGCUGAUGAUGCCAAACAUCUGGCCCUGAGCAGUGGCUCAACUGAAGCUGUUCCGGCCGCUUUACUGAUCACCGUCACCUUUGCAGUCAUGAUUGCUGUGUUUCUGGCGCUUUAUUAUGUCAGAAUGAAAAGACCCUGCAAGGCCCGGUGUGAUGUAGAGCAGCAGAAGGAGUACAUCGAGACUGAGGUUUGGGAACACCGUACUAAAGAAGACCUGCAGAAAACACAGGAGGAACAGAUGGAGGAAAUCCAGAGGGAGCAGAUGGAGGAGAAGAACCAGGAGGAGCUAGAGGAGAAACAUCAGGAGGAGCAGAUCGAGGAGAAGAACCAGGAGGAGCUAGAGGAGAAACAUCAGGAGGAGCAAAUCGAGGAGAGAAACCAGGAGGAGCAGAUUGAGGAGAGAAACCAGGAGGAGCAGGUGGAGGAAAAUGAUAGUUGCUCUGCAGAACAACACUGAUAUCCCUGCCUGCGAGUGUGUGUGUGUGUGCGUGCGUGCGUGCGUGCAUGCGUGCGUGCGUGUGUGUGUCCUUAUCAGGCAUCAAUCAUCAAGUGUUUCUCUCACAGUGGUGUAGUUUUGUAAUGUACAGUAAUGACACAACAUGUUUAUUUAUAUAUGGAAGCUUGAUUAACUGCUUUUUUGACAAGUAUUUUUCUUUUACUUAAUAAAUAUUUACUUAGCUUUG
Messenger RNA from Danio aesculapii, 1301 nucleotides. RefSeq names its product lymphatic vessel endothelial hyaluronic receptor 1a (gene lyve1a). Gene Ontology annotation, biological process: cell adhesion. The coding region runs from base 41 to 1075 and encodes 344 amino acids. Gene Ontology annotation, cellular component: plasma membrane. The record is from RefSeq and is a predicted model, not a curated record. Gene Ontology annotation, molecular function: hyaluronic acid binding; transmembrane signaling receptor activity. The transcript is spliced from 6 exons. Lineage: Eukaryota; Metazoa; Chordata; Actinopteri; Cypriniformes; Danionidae.